Messenger RNA from Bacillus rossius redtenbacheri, 1737 nucleotides. RefSeq lists its product as uncharacterized. Lineage: Eukaryota; Metazoa; Arthropoda; Insecta; Phasmatodea; Bacillidae. Bases 1 to 1737 code for a protein of 578 amino acids. The record is from RefSeq and is a predicted model, not a curated record. The transcript is spliced from 2 exons. Gene Ontology annotation, molecular function: nucleic acid binding.
AUGGAAGACCUACUGGCGGGGCUAGAGAACGUCGUGCCGUACUUUGAUGAUGUACUAGUGAAGGGCACAUCCAUGGAAGAGUUGCUCAUCAAUGUGCGACAGGUACUACAGCGUUUCAGAGAUGCUGGUAUACAUGUCAAGGCAGAGAAAUGUGUGCUGGGGGCUUCAGAAGUUACAUUUCUAGGCUAUGUGGUGGAUCAACAUGGGUUACGGCCCACCCCCGACAAGGUGCAGUCCAUUCACGAUGCACCAACACCAGCAAACAGAGAUGAAUUACAGGCAUAUCUAGGUCUUCUUAAUUUUUACCAUGCAUUUCUGUUGGAUAAGGCUAGUGUAGCAGAACCUUUGCAUCAGCUUUUGAAGAAAGACGCUCGCUGGGAAUGGACCACGGUGCAGGAUGCAGCUUUUGCGGCUACAAAGGCUCUGUUAACCUCAAACUCUUUACUAGCUCACUACGACCCACAAAAGCCACUUAUAUUAACGUGUGAUGCAUCUCAGUAUGGAAUUGGAGCUGUUCUUAGCCAACCGAAUAAUCAGGGGGAAGAAGUGCCAAUUUGCUAUUAUUCACGAACCAUGACGUCAACAGAGCGGAAGUAUGCCCAAAUUGACAAGGAGGCUUUAAGCAUUAUAGCGGGGGUCAAGAAGUUCCAUAAUUAUGUUUAUGGUCGGCAGUUUGAAAUACGCACUGAUCACAAACCAUUAUUAGGACUGUUCACGACCGAUAAAGUCACACCAAACAUAAUCUCGCCCCGAAUGCUUCGCUGGAGUGUAAUACUAAGUGGGUACGAUUUUGUGUUGGUGUACAAGCCAGGAUCUAGUAUUGCGAAUGCGGAUGGCCUCAGUCGGCUACCAAGAGCAACCCCAGAGAUGGAGGUACCAGCACCCAUGGAAGUGCUGCUUCUGGAAGUGUUAGACACUCCCCCCCUCAGGGCACAUCACAUUGCAGAUAACAAUGGGAUCAGGCUUAUUAAAGUUGCCCCGUACCAUCCAUCAUCCAACGGACAAGCAGAAAGGAUGGUACAGUCGGCAAAAGAGAUGUUGAAGCGGAUGAGCGGCAGUGACCUUUCACAGCGUUUAGCUCGGAUGCUGAUAACACAACAUGUAACACCUACAGCAGUUACAGGGACAAGUCCAGCGGAACUGCUGAUGGGGCGUCGGCUAAGAACAUGCUUGGAUAAAGUGCACCCAGAUCUGGCAGAGGACAUGAAGCAAAGACAAGAAGACAGCAUGACUACAUCUCCACCAAGGAAGUUCAGGCCACAGGACCUGGUGUACGUCAGAAACAUGGGGCGUGGGCAGAAAUGGUUGCCUGCUAGAAUCAUUGAAGUAACCGGUCCAUUAUCAUACAAGGUAAUCACCAAUGAUGGGGUGUUGAUGAGGCGGCACAUUGACCAGUUACGGUCCAGACAUGCCCACCCUCCGGAAGAAGCCAUAGAAAUGACCCCAUAUGCAGGCAGUGAAGUAAGGUCACCAAUGGCAGUAGAGGAAGAAAAGGACCAGGCCGUACAAGGCCAGGGAGCGGAGGAGAGAGCAAGUCAGGACCUACCACCACCGUCUCCAGGUGAAGAAGCAGACUUCAAAGGGUUUUCGCCAAGAGUACCCAUGGCUGCAGAACAACAAAGCACCUUCCAGUCUCCACUAGCUGCAAGGGAAACAAGCGAAGCUCGUACACCAAAACGGACCAGACCGGCCAGAGAAUCUGUUAAGCCAGGCUGGAUGAAGGACUGUGUCAUGUAA